Paramecium tetraurelia is the source of this 1776-nucleotide messenger RNA. RefSeq lists its product as uncharacterized. The transcript has 5 exons. The record is from RefSeq and is a predicted model, not a curated record. Gene Ontology annotation, biological process: protein modification process. NCBI's taxonomy places the organism in Eukaryota, Ciliophora, Oligohymenophorea, Peniculida, Parameciidae.
AUGGCAUCUGCCACAAAAGAGAAACAAUUAAAAAAAAAAGAGAAGGAAGACCAAAUCCAAAGCAGGUCCUUAGGCAAUUUUCAUAAUUUGGAAUUGUUGUGUAAAGCAGACGAUAGAUAAAAAAAAACAUUAGAAAAGAUAAUCAAAUAAAAACCUGACUUAGCCAGAAGUUUAAACAUAUAUGCCGACGGAGUUAAAUAUUACAUAGCAAGAUAAUAACAGAGAGAUAAAUUGUUGGCAGGAAAAGACCUACCUUUGAUGGAAGUUUCAGAGGAAUAACUAUAAUUGCCAUCACUACCUCUCAUAACGAACAGACAAAUGGCAAGGUAAUACAAUAAGGAUUUAUUCCCCCCCAGACUUUUAAGUGAAAGUUUGGAAAAACAAAAUAGAAAAUAAAUCAAUCCAAAUAAUUACACUCCUUUCGCAAAUAGACAAAGAGUAGCAAUCCCUGCAUUAAAUCCACCUAUGAAAAUCAACAGAGACAGAGAUUUGCCUAAAUUAAAGUUUAAUUAUUUUGUUGGGUCUGGCAACAAUGGAGAACUAGUAAAACGAAUAUUAUAAAAGAGAGAGCAAUAUUGGACUGCAGUACCUUUAACAUUCUAAUAUAAACACUUCAUGUGGUAACAAUCAUACAAUGGUAUGGAUUUUAAUCGCUUAACUCAAUAAGAGAGUUCAUUUGCAAGAGUAAUGUAUAAUUUCUUCGAGUUUCAUAAGAAUAUUACUUCAAAGACAGGUUUGUCGUAAUCUUUACUCUAAUAUUAUAAUAACAUUGAGAAAACCUUUGAUAUAAUACCUUUAGUUUUUAUCAUUAAUUUUAAGAACUGUGAUUGGAUGAAAGAUAUUCAGUAAUUCACAGAAUUUUAUCAAGCUAAUAACCCAUUAGUAUAAGCCACUAUGAAAUCCACUUUAGACUUUGAUUUUUAUGUAUCCAAUUUGGUAGGUACAAAAGUGAAUUACAAUGGAAUAAAGACUUAUAAAAUGUAGGAAACCUUGACUAGUAAAUCCUAAUAUUUAUGGCUUUUAAAACCAGCGGAUUGGAAUAGGGGAGAAGGUGUUCAUGUGUUCAACACUCUUGAAGAGGUUGAGACUUUAAUAAAGUCAUACUAUUAUGGCAAAGGGAACUAUGAGUGCAAAGAGUUUGUGAUUCAAAAAUAUAUUGAGAGACCAUUAUUGUUGAGUGGAAGAAAAUUUGAUAUAAGAUGUUGGGUCCUCGUAUCUUAAGAGAUGCAAUACUUUUUAUUUAAAGAGGCUUAUAUUAGAACAAGUGGAACAGCAUUUUCAUUAGAUAAUAAAGAUAGAUAUAUUCAUUUGACGAAUAAUGCAGUUUAAAAGAAUGCCUAAAAUUAUGGAUAAUUUGAAGAUGGCAAUCAAUUAUCUUUGAAUAGAUUUUAAUAAUUAUUAGACUAAUAGGAGACAACUUAUAAUUUCAGAAAGUAGGGAUGGCCAAUGAUAAAGGAUGUGGUUAAAAUAACUAUGAAUUCAACAAGAAUGAAUAAGAGAAAUAGAAAAUAUGGGAUGCAAUUAUUGGGUUAUGAUUUCAUGAUUGAUGAAAAUCUUAAAUUGUGGUUGAUAGAAGUCAAUGCGAACCCGUGUUUGGAAGAGAGUUCGAAUCUGUUAAAAAUGCUGAUUCCUAGGAUGUUGGAUGAUGCUUUUAAGUUGACAUUGGAUUAAGUAUUCACCCCUGAAGUGGACUUUGGUGUUUGGCAGCCCAAAUUUAAAGUGGAUGAAUAUGAGGACCAGGAGAAUAUGUGGGAAUCAUUGGGAUUUUGCAGUUGA